This is a messenger RNA of Lytechinus variegatus (green sea urchin), 3090 nucleotides long. Its product is annotated as histidine decarboxylase-like. Gene Ontology annotation, biological process: L-histidine catabolic process; histamine biosynthetic process. The coding region runs from base 665 to 1081 and encodes 138 amino acids. Gene Ontology annotation, molecular function: pyridoxal phosphate binding; histidine decarboxylase activity. Lineage: Eukaryota; Metazoa; Echinodermata; Echinoidea; Temnopleuroida; Toxopneustidae. The transcript has 4 exons. The record is from RefSeq and is a predicted model, not a curated record.
CGUACACUCCCGUACUCGGAGCUAUAAAACCUCCAGUAUAAAUCUUUCCCCUAGUGAAUGGAGCCAACUAUUCUGCUACAUUUACAACUAAUAGAGCAAGGUGAACUAGAAAAAAAAUACGAGUAGUUCAACGUCAGAGCAAAUCUAUGGCAGACAUCGACGCCGGUUGUAGCAUAGAAAUCAAGUGAUUGAAAAUUGCAUCUAUGUCUUCCAUUUAGAAACGCUAAAUCUUUGCACCGAUUCUAACAUUCCAUAUCAAAUUUGAUUACAUGGUCGACCACCAUCUCCUUGCAUCUUCUUUCUUUACUAUUCAAAGAAAGAGACGUGCAUUGAAGCAUCUUCAAUAAUUGUAUAUUUUGUUUCUCGAGCCAUUACGAUAAUUGAAAGCCUGUCAGAUUGCUCGGAGCAAACAGGAACUGCAACGAUGAACGGGAGAAGCACUGUACAGUAAUCUACAAGGUUUAGACUAUCCUAUUUGAACAUUACAUAUGUGAAAUUGAAAAACGAACACUGCUCUGAUUCGACAAAUCAAACCGAAAUCAAAAGAACAGAUAAGUUUGUUGACAGUUUACUUUUUUUAAAGAGGACUCUUCACAAGAGUAGAUGAGGCGACAGUGAUAGCAGAGUAUUCUCAUGUAAUUCACAGUGCAUAUUUAUCUCAACAAUGGAUGUUGAGGAAUACCGCAGAAGAGGAAAAGAGAUGGUGGAUUAUGUGGCUGAUUACUUAUCAACAAUUCGUUCCCGCCGAACAUUACCAGACGUCCAACCUGGAUAUCUUAAACACCUCAUACCAGACCAUGCCCCUAUACAUGGGGAUAAGUGGGAAGAUAUCAUGGCUGAUAUUGAAAGGGCCAUCAUGCCAGGGAUUACUCAUUGGCAGAGCCCUCAUAUGCAUGCAUACUUCCCUGCACUCACAUCAUAUCCGUCAAUGCUUGGAGACAUGUUGGCUGAUGGUAUCAGCUGCUUAGGCUUUACAUGGGCAUCUAGUCCCGCGUGUACCGAGCUGGAAAAAAUCGUGAUGGACUGGCUGGGUAAGUUUAGAUUUGUAGAUCAGUUUCAGAACCCGAGAUUCUUUAGCUAAAUAGAUGAUAUCAAGAAAUUGCGAUCACUUCUGUUAUGGAUUUAUUGCCUACAGAGAAAUUGAUAUGAACAAAAAUUUUUGGAUGUCUUAAAAUAAAUUAAAAAGAACCAUGGAUUACGUGAAAUCAUCAAAAUUUUAUGAAACAGCACCCAGCGUUGGCCAUAUAAAAGAAAGGAAUAUGAAGAAUAGAAUACAACGAUCCCCUUCAGUUUGCACUUUCAUGUAUGGCGAUGGUUAAAGGUCUUUUGUUUUUCAUUAUUUAUUCGGAGCAGACAUUCAUUAGUGGAUGGGGUCUAGUAAUGUUUUAUGAAAUAAAUUUUCUCCAAAUUUUAUCUUCAUUCCAUACAGGAAAAUUUCUAGUCUACUGACUUGCAACAUAAUGGGAGUGAUAAUCAUUGACCUCUAAAAGUACCUUCGAAAUGGUAUAUGACAAAUCAAAAUCAGUCGUACGCAUUAAUGUAAGAGCGCUUCAAUUAAACGAUGAUGCUGAUCAUUCGUUUUUAAUGUUCACUGAACAUUCCUAACAUUUCAUUUCGAUUUUCAUUGAUGCGUCUUUAAUUUGUCAUGUAGCUUUUAACUGAGUGAAAUUUACAAAUUAACGAUACAUUUCUUACAGAAGAAUGUACUUAAAUUUGUAUAAUUUAAACAUCACGAGUCUAAAAAAAUAUUUGUGUUGAUGACGAUGAAUUUGACAUGUUAAUGUUCAUUUAGCAACAUUCAUGCGCCUAAAUAAUUCUAAAUUGUCAAAUAAGCAAUUUUUUCGAGAAAUUUAUUUUAGAUUGAUACAAUGCAAAUGAAAUGCCACAAAUUCAAGCAAUGUUUACUAUUUAUAUCUAUGACAUGAAAUAGAGCAAGCAUAAACCUGAAUCUUGUCAAUAUAAAACAAUUUGGAUGUGUGUGCGCUCGUAUUCAGGAUUAAAAGCGUUUGUGAGGGUGUGGGUGUGUAUGGGGUGAGUCUCUUUAUGACCCUUUCGCUUCGCUUCAACUGCCUCCAUCCCUCGAGGGCCUUUGAUUGAAAAAAGUGGCGGUUUUGAGCCGAAUUUGAUUCUAUCACCAGUCAAGUAUGAAAUAACUUGUGGGGAUCGCAAUGCAUCAUGGGUGAAGAUGAAGGAUGUGUUUGUGGAAUGAUGGACGGUCUACAGGAAUCACGUGACAUGUGAAAACAAGAAUGUAAUUAGCUGGCCAUUACUGUUCAAAAGGAAUUAAAAAAAAGAUCGAGAAUGUUAAGUGAUUCGUAAUGAAAACGUCUAUGUGAUUGAUAAGAAAUAACAAAAAAAAAUCUACUGAUGCCAUGUUUUUAUUGCAGAGAAUCCAACGUCAGCAAACUUCGUCUUGUGUUCUGAACAUCACAAUCAAUAAACAUACCUUAUUUAUUAACAUAUCUUUAAAAACUUGGAAUUAAUAUUGCAGCACUUAAGUUGCACUUAGAUGUGGAAGAGAGCAGAACUUCUUUCCUGAUUAUUCACAUUUUACCACAAAUUUCAUUCUGCUAUUGUAUCUAGACUGAUCAAUAUUGUUGGAUAUCUCGCAAGCAAUACUUGUAGGAAUUUCAAUUCAGGGAAGGACAAACAAAAAAGCAUGCACAUGCCUAGAACCAUAUUUUGUCAACAAAAAACAAAUAUUAAUCUUGGGAGACUAUAUGCACACAUUUUCUGCUUGAUUUCAUACCCACCUGCUCCUCUGAAGUAAAUGAGACAUCUCAAUCAUUCUUUCAUUUCACGAUGCAUACAAUAUACAUAAUCAUUAUGCCAAAUUACAAAUAAUGUAUCACAUGGUUAUUUGCUUCAGCAUGACAGAAGCUUUGGAAAAAGAUAUCGAAAGGUCUUUUCAUGUACUAUCUCUGCCCAUUAUAAAAACAUUUUAUGUCUGCAAAACAAUCAUGAACUGUUCUUCAGGGAAAUGGGGGAGGGGAUCUUGGUCUGUUUUCUUUAGUAGCUCAAAAUAAUAUUUGUUAUAAUUGAGUGUGUUUUUUUUUCUUCAGAAUUAUAUAGAUUUUAAUUGUAUAAGCU